AUGUCCAAACGAGCCCUCCGCAUCGCGCGGAACAUCGCCAUCCCAACCCUCGCAGCAACCUACGCAACCCACCUGGGCCUAAAGCACCUGGAAGAAAAAUACCCAGCACUUCCGCCCGCAGCAGCAGGAAGCAAAGCCCUCAGCACGCCAAGUCUUCCAAGCCAACGCUGCGCCUACACAGACAUCUACUCCGCGCGGAUCCCACUCGCCGCACUAUCAUCACGAAUCCCAGAACACGCGCGGUGCAGACGAUACGCACUAGACGAAGCAUGGGCGCAAGCGCUGCUCUCAUCAAAAGUCCUCCGAAGCGAAGCUUCACUUUACGGACUCUUCACGAAAGGCUCAUACGAGCCCGGCGAUGUAGGCGCGAAUGGAUUCGGUAUCCACUGGAAGACGGGUGCGCGGCGGAAAUUGCUAAAUGGACUCUUUAGUGUUGAGGCUGAACCGGCGCAGAACGAGGGGUAUGGGUUACUUAUUUCUUGGAGUAUGGCUGAUGCACCCCGGGUUUUCUUUGAGAGGAUUGCUCGCUGGGGUUAUCCUUGGCGGCUUAUGUCUGGUGGACGGCAUGAGAUGAGCGUUUCCGAGCCGUUUGAGGUUAAGGGGGAGGGGAGGUUUGUUGAGGUUCGUUUUUCGGCGGCGCAUGAUUAUGAGGUUGUGCCUGGUGAGGGGAAUAAUCAGAAGAUUCUUCCGGAGUGGAGUAAUCGGUUGCAUCGCGGGUUUGCGAGGUUUAUUCUUGAUUGUGCUGUGAGGGAGGUGGUUAGGGAAUUUGAAGGGCCCCAAUGA
Penicillium argentinense is the source of this 783-nucleotide messenger RNA. RefSeq lists its product as uncharacterized. The record is from RefSeq and is a predicted model, not a curated record. NCBI's taxonomy places the organism in Eukaryota, Fungi, Ascomycota, Eurotiomycetes, Eurotiales, Aspergillaceae. The transcript has a single exon. The coding region runs from base 1 to 783 and encodes 260 amino acids.